Messenger RNA from Symbiodinium necroappetens, 459 nucleotides. NCBI's taxonomy places the organism in Eukaryota, Dinophyceae, Suessiales, Symbiodiniaceae. The record is from the annotation of a GenBank genome assembly.
AUGGGCGUCCUGCUUUAUCGGAAGCAGGAGGCGCUGUUUCGAUUUCGCUCGGUAUACUACAUGCUGCUCUUCCGGCCAAUGGUGCUCCUCUCCAUUCAGCGGAACCUCUUGAUGGAGAUUGACACACAGUGGGCUGUGUAUUGCCUGAAAGAGGCUUCCAUAUGGUUUAUCUACUGGCAGCUCCUCCUUACCAUCCAGCCGCUUUACAGAGAGGACGCGUUCAUGCAGUUCGCAAAUUCCACUCCGCAACGCGACACGGGGUUCAGAAUUGUGAUGGAGCCUCCGAUGCUCCCACCCCCGGCGGUCAACCGGAACGCGAACCCCUCACGGGUUCCACCGCGGCCUCGAGUCCAAGUCGCACCAGGACCUGCCAUGUCGAACGUCGAUGGCUUUCUGAUGCUGCAAGCCGCGGAAUGGGCCCCGGGCGAGCUGACACCAUACUUUCAAUUGGCAGACUAG